GGGGUUCGAAAUAGGAGCUCUAAAUCAAAACCCAAAAAUAUAUAUAUUUUUAAAAAAUCUCCUUUCUCUGUCUAAUUAAUUCAGGGAAAGAGUAACCCCUAAAAAAAUAUAAAUACAUAGAGAAAAAUGGGUGAUUCAGGGAAAAAGAAGGCCGCCGUUCUCGGCGUUUCUUCCAUCCUCCUGGUGGCUGCCGUCGUGGGGGCCGUAACCUUCGGGUUCGGGAACCACGGAUCAUCAGCAAACCCUUCCACCACCACCCAUACAUCCUCCAAGGCGGCGGAAUCCCUUUGCGCGCACACUGAUUAUAAGGAAACUUGCCAAAAGAGUCUGGACGGAGCCAACAGCGACGACCCGAAAGAGCUGAUCAAGCACGCCUUCAACGUCACGAUCGCCAACAUUGGAGACGUUAUCUCCAAGUCCUCCACCAUCCAGGAUGCUGCCAAGGACCCCAGGACGUCUGGCGCGUUGGAUAUCUGUAAAGAUGUCCUCGACAGAGCCAUUUCCGACUUCGAGCGUUCCCUUGAGAAGUUCCACGAUUUCGACAUCAAGAACUUCGACAAGCAUCUCGACGAUCUCAAAACCUGGAUCAGCGCCGCCAACACCGUCCAUGACACCUGUUUGGAUGCCUUCGAGAACACCACAGGUGAUGCCGGUGAGAAAAUGAAGGAACUCUUGAAAACCUCCCGCGAGCUUUCCAGCAAUGCUCUCGCCAUGGUUUCCGAUAUCGGCAAGAUUUUCUCGAGCUUGAACAUCCCCGGAUUCAACAGACGGCUGAUGUCCGACGAGACCUACCCCGAAUACAUUGCCGCUUCCACCAGGAGGCUCAUGGAAGCCGGUGCCCUAAAACCUAACGCGGUCGUGGCCCAGGACGGAAGUGGCCAGUUCAAGACCAUCAUGGAAGCUGUUAAUACCGUCCCAAAGAAGAACACUGCACCAUUCGUGAUCUUAAUCAAGGCCGGUGUUUACAAGGAAUAUGUGGAGCUUCCUAAGAAAGUGGACAACAUUUACCUCAUCGGAGAAGGACCCACCAAGACCAAGAUCACCGGAAACAAGAACUACGAAAUAGCUAAAAUCGGCACUUUUCAAACCGCCACCCUCUCUGUAAACGGGUUCGGAUGUGUGUUGAAAGACUUGGGAAUCGAGAACUCAGCCGGAGCCGAAGGGCACCAGGCCGUGGCCCUCCGAGUAUCAGGUGACCGAACCGCGAUAUUCAACUGCCAGCUGGACGGAUACCAAGACACGUUGUACACCCACAGCUACAGGCAGUUCUACCGCGAUACCGUCAUCAGCGGAACCAUCGAUUUCAUCUUCGGCGACGGUCAGGUUGUGUUCCAGAACUGUAGGAUGAUAGUGAGGAAACCACUCCCUAACCAGGACUGCAUGGUCACCGCUCAGGGCAGGACGGAGAACCGUGGAGUCGGAGCCCUCGUCCUCCAGAACUGUAAGAUUGAGGCCGAUCCGCAAUUCUUGACCCUCAAGCCACCCCGCAAGGCCUUUCUGGGACGUCCAUGGAAGGAAAUGUCAAGGACCAUCAUCAUGCAAUCUGACAUUGAUGCAUUCAUUGCUCCAGAAGGCUUUUCGCCAUGGAAUGCCAGUGAUUUUGGCCUGCACACAUCCUACUAUGGUGAGUUCCAGAACAGAGGACCUGGAUCUGAUACCUCCAAGCGGGUAACCUGGAGGGGCAUCCAGAAGAUUACUCCCGAGAUUGCUAACAGUUUCACCGUUGGACCCUACAUCCAGGGUCAGACUUGGCUCCCACAAGCCGGCGUUCCAUUUGAAGCUGGAAUGAUGAAGGUGUAAGCAAAAGAGUAUCAUCAUAGAAACCAAAACACAAACCGUUAAUAAAUAAUAUUUUAUAAUAUCAUCACCACAUUAACUUUUUUAUUAUAGUAGAGGAAAUGCCUGUAUUUUUUUUAUAAAAAAAAAAGAAUCUUACGUUUUGGAUUUUUAUUUUUUUGUUGGGAUUAUAAACUAGUUAUAUCUCUACGAACUUUUAUAUUAAGUUUUGAUAGAAAUAUUUAUGAUGAUCGAUCAAUGGAUGCAGAAACUUAAACAUAUUUAGAUUGAUCAUUAUUUUUUGGUGUGUGACAGUUUUCGAUAAUUGAGUAUUAUUGUAUACUUCACGAGAUAUCAAAGGAAAAUUUUGAAGUCUUA
Oldenlandia corymbosa var. corymbosa is the source of this 2154-nucleotide messenger RNA. The record is from the annotation of a GenBank genome assembly. NCBI's taxonomy places the organism in Eukaryota, Viridiplantae, Streptophyta, Magnoliopsida, Gentianales, Rubiaceae.